ACCCACUUCAUUUCUCACACCAUGACCAAAAAGUCCAAAACCCUCCCACUACUCGAUUCUACUUCCCUCAUUUCCCUCACCAUUUGCUUCUUCACAAUCCAUGCCACCGCAAAAUCCUCAAUCUUCUCAGAAAACACAUCUCCAUUGACACUUGGGAUCAAGCAAGAGAAGCUAAGCCACCUCCACUUCUACUUCCACGAUAUCGCCAGCGGUCCCAACCCAACUUCCAUCUGGGUUGCCCGAGCACCCACGUCUAGCAAAUCUCCGACGCUGUUUGGCUCUGUAGCUAUGAUCGAUGAUGCGUUAACUAUCGGCCCCAAAAGGAGCUCCAAAGUUGUGGGAAGGGCACAAGGGUUUUAUGCAUCUGCCUCACAAAGUGAAAAUGCUUUGAUGGUGACCAUGAACUUGGCUUUCACCGAAGGGAAGUUUAAUGGCAGCAGUCUUACUGUUGUGGGACGAAACCCUGUGGUUGAAGCUGUAAGAGAGAUGCCUAUAAUCGGUGGAAGUGGAGUUUUUCGGUUUUCUAGGGGAUAUGUUCAGGUCAAGACUCUCAGGUUCAAUGCAACAACCGGAGAUGCUGUUGUUGAAUAUAAUGUGUUUGUGUUCCAUUAUUGAUCAACUUGUUCUUGCCGCUUAA
Molecule: messenger RNA, 637 nt
Organism: Rosa rugosa (rugosa rose)
Lineage: Eukaryota; Viridiplantae; Streptophyta; Magnoliopsida; Rosales; Rosaceae
Product: dirigent protein 21-like
Exons: 1
Coding region: 22-615 (197 amino acids)
Source: RefSeq, a predicted model, not a curated record